CGCUCAUUGAUCCAUCCACGUCACGUGACCGGGGAACAGCGGAAGAACAAGACUCGGCCGCAGGAGAAAAGCAUCAUUUUCAGCCGUCAGGAUGCAGAGCACCACCAACUACCUGUGGUUGAUCUCAGACCUGCUGGGUCAGGGGGCGACAGCCAAUGUUUACCGUGGCAGACACAAAAAAACAGGAGACCUGUACGCUGUCAAAGUGUUCAACAACCUGAGUUUUUUGAGGCCACUCGAUGUCCAGAUGAGAGAGUUUGAAGUUCUGAAGAAACUCAACCACAAAAACAUUGUAAAACUGUUCGCUGUGGAGGAGGAGUCAAACACUCGUCAUAAGGUCCUGGUGAUGGAGUAUUGUCCUUGUGGCAGUCUCUACACAGUUUUAGAGGAGUCAUCCAAUGCCUAUGGCCUCCCUGAGGAUGAGUUCCUCAUUGUUCUGCACGAUGUUGUGGCAGGAAUGAACCACCUCAGAGAGUACGGUAUUGUUCACCGAGACAUCAAACCUGGAAACAUCAUGAGGGUCAUUGGAGAAGAUGGACGCUCUGUUUACAAGCUGACAGACUUUGGAGCAGCCAGAGAACUGGAGGAUGAUGAGCAGUUUGUGUCUCUGUAUGGCACAGAGGAAUACCUGCAUCCUGACAUGUAUGAGCGUGCUGUUUUAAGGAAAGACCACCAGAAGAAAUACGGCGCCACAGUCGACCUGUGGAGUAUCGGGGUCACAUUCUACCACGCAGCGACCGGCAGCCUCCCCUUCAGACCGUUUGAAGGGCCACGAAGGAACAAAGAAGUGAUGUAUAAAAUCAUAACAGAGAAGCCAUCUGGGACGAUUUCAGGCCAUCAGAAAUGUGAGAACGGGAAGAUCGAGUGGAGCACAGAGAUGCCGGUGUCCUGCAGUCUGUCCAAGGGUCUGCAGAGCCUUCUAACUCCAGUGCUGGCCAACAUCCUUGAGGCCGAUCAGGAGAAGUGCUGGGGCUUCGACCAGUUUUUUGCUGAAACCAGUGACAUCCUGCACCGCACUGUUGUCUACGUGUUCAGCCUGCAGCAAGCCACGCUGCAUCACAUCUACAUCCACGAAUAUAACACGGCUGCGCUGUUCCAGGAGCUGUUGGCCCGCAGGACCACCAUCCUGCUCCACAACCAGGAGCUGCUGUAUGAGGGCCGCCGCCUUGUCCUUGACCCCAACCGCCAGGCCAAGACCUUUCCCAAGACCUCCAGAGACAACCCCAUCAUGCUCGUCAGCCGCGAGUCCGUCACCACUGUGGGACUGAUCUUUGAAGAUCCCAGCCCUCCUAAAGUUCAGCCUCGCUAUGAUCUUGACUUGGAUGCCAGUUAUGCAAAGACAUUUGCAGGUGAUGUGGGACAUUUGUGGAAGACCUCAGAGUCUCUGCUGGUUUAUCAGGAGCUGGUACGAAAAGGAGUCCGGGGUUUAAUUGAGCUGAUGAAGGAGGACUACAGUGAAAUUUUACACAAAAAGUCUGAAGUUUUCCAUCUGUGUAGCUACUGUACACAGAUACUGGAGAAGACUGAACAAAUAUUUGAGGUGUUGAUGCAGGCCAACAUGCUGUCGACCGAAUACGAUGAGAUCUCAGACAUGCAUAAGAAAGUUCUCAGAAUUUCCAGCUCUUUGGAGCCCAUUGAGCGAACAACACAGGACAUCAAGAGUAAAUUCCUCCCAGGAGGCCUGCUGACUGACAGCUGGACACAACAAGUUGGGACACACCCAGAGGACAGGAAUGUUGAGAAAAUCAAAGUGCUACUGGACGCCAUUACAGCCAUCUACCAACAGUUCAAGAAGGACAAAGCAGAGCGACGUUUGCCAUACAAUGAGGAGCAGAUCCAUAAAUUUGAUAAACAGAAGCUGGUCCUUCACGCCAGUAAAGCCAGAUCUUUGUUCACUGAGGAGUGUGCCAUGAAAUACCGCCUGUUCAUCUCCAAGAGCGAGGAGUGGAUGAGGAAGGUGCAUCAUGUGAGGAAGCAGCUGCUCGGCCUGUCGGGUCAGCUGAUCAGCAUCGAGAAGGAGGUGACGAUGCUAAUGGAGAGAGCUAUCAAGCUCCAGGAGCUGCUGCCUCAGAAGGUUCUUCCUCUGGUGUCGAGUGGGAUGAAGCCUCAGGCCUACCUGAGCCAGAACACACUGGUGGAGAUGACACUCGGGAUGAAGAAGCUGAAGGAGGAGAUGGAGGGAGUGGUCAAAGAGCUGGCAGAGAACAACCACUUCUUAGAACGAUUCGGGACUUUGACUUUGGAUGGAAGUCUGAGGGGGUGAAGCCUCUUCACUGCUGUUUGUACAUAUUUAUCCUGUAAAUAAUGUGGGACUGUGCGACUUUUGUAAGAACGAGUCUCUGCUGAUUCUGUUCAUGAAGAAACUGCUUAAAAAAGAAAAAGGAAAAACAAACAAAAUGGCUUUGGCCGUGUCACCUGCCUGGAUUAGACGCUGCACAUGUUUUGCCUUAUUUUCACUUGAAAACAGAACUGUGGAACUACCCUGUAUAUCCAUACUGUACAUAAUUAGACAAAGUCCUGAAGUCACAUUUUAAGUACAUUAUAAGGGACCAUGAUUCCUCUUUAAUUACAAUAUAUGACAUCAAUGAUCAGUUAAAGCUUUUGUGAAGGUUAAUGGUUUUCAUGUUGUUUUGUUAUAUUGUUUUUAUUCAUUAGAUAAAGCAAUAAUUCAUAAUAUUGUCUGCUAUUCUGUAAGGGGAGUUAGGUUCUUAUUUAAACUCUUUCGUAUGCAGAUAAUAUAAUUCAUUUAUUUAUCUAUUUUCAUUUGUUUGGUUUAUUUUUAAUUUGAAAUGAAGGAGCUUAAAUAAAAAUACUUUUAUUGAAAUCAGUAAAAAAUUUAAAAAGAAUGUGAACCGGAAUCGUUUGACCAUAAUAAUGCCUUAAACUGAUCAUUAAUGUCAGUGUCGCAUGGUUUAAUUUAAGUUACCUCAUAUCAGCGUAAAAUCUCCUUAAUUUGGUUGCAUUUAAGCAUUGUAAACACUGUCUGAUUAGGAAUAUUUCAGAUGAAAGAGGUUUGUAUUUUUCAAGGGAUAAUUCACAAUGAUUUAAACAGUUGAUUUUUAUGGUGAUCACAUUAUAACUGAUAGUAAAAAUUGAUUAUUGGAAUUUGUAGGAGGAAAUUUUAAGU
Messenger RNA from Sphaeramia orbicularis (orbiculate cardinalfish), 3127 nucleotides. RefSeq names its product TANK-binding kinase 1 (gene tbk1). The coding region runs from base 92 to 2263 and encodes 723 amino acids. Gene Ontology annotation, cellular component: cytoplasm. Gene Ontology annotation, molecular function: protein serine/threonine kinase activity; ATP binding. Lineage: Eukaryota; Metazoa; Chordata; Actinopteri; Kurtiformes; Apogonidae. Gene Ontology annotation, biological process: peptidyl-serine phosphorylation. The record is from RefSeq and is a predicted model, not a curated record. The transcript has 21 exons.